AUGUCUGAGACUCAAGCAUCGGUCGUUCUCCACCCCGUCAGCCCCUUGGGGCCCGAAUCCUCGAUCACUCGUAGCUUCACCCUCUCCAACCGCAGCCCUGCCUUCGAGAUCGGCCGGUCUUCCAAGCGUGAAGUGAAGAAUCGCUCCCCAGCCAAGGAUAAUGGGUGGUUUGACUCUCGGGUGAUGUCUCGUGACCAUGCUGAGUUGGGCUUCAAGAUGGACGCUGAGGUAUCAUCGGAUUUCUUACCUCAUCGCUUCCUCCCUGACCCGAUGGACUAUGCUGAGCGAAACCUUUCACAGAAGAUGAUCUAUAUCCGUGAUUUUGGGUCCACUCAUGGAACCUUCCUCAACAACGUCAGGCUCAUUACUGGCGAGGCCACCCCAUUGCUUAAUGGAGACAUAUUACGGUUCGGCAUUGAUGUCGACCGCGGAGAUGAAGAAUUUCCGGCUUUGAGUGUCCGCUGCGAUGUUACAUGGUCUGAGCCCACCUCUGAGUCUGAGGUCUACCCAUGUGAUCCAUCGGACAUGCUAUACAACGAUACUGCUGAGCCAACACCGACUGCAUCCAAACCAGCAUCUGAGCUUCGCCCAAGCUCUUCUACCAACACAUUUUGUGUUCCAGAUGAUGACGAGAGCGACAUGGGAGAGGUAAAGGUUAAUCAGAUUCUUCCCUUCAAGGUCGGUGAUGGGGAGUUGACGGUCAUCUAUGGCGAAAAGGACGAAGAUGGCUAUCAGCCCCCACACGGACCGGAGCGGUCUUUGAAUUCCGGCCAUCAUUCUGACUGUGAGGAGGCGUACCCCAUCGAUAGCUCACAGGAAGGGUAUUCGGAGUCGAGCGAUGGAGAGGAUUCGCAAUUCGACUCUGACCCUUCCUCCUACAGUCAAAACAGCGAUGAUGAGGUGGAAGCGGGUCACUUUGACUAUUUAGAUCUCCCAUAUCCAGUCAGGGAUAAUGAUGUUUCAGGCUCAGACGAUAACUCGGAUCUCGAAUCUGAUGCCGAUUAUGGUGACGAGUACUCAGUCGGCCAGGAUGAGGAUGAGGAGGAGUGUAUUGACCCCAGCAUUCUGACCCACAAGGACAAUGUGGCGACACCAACCAUCAAAGAUGCUAUUCAGAAUUUCACCGCCGCUGGUAUCGACCCCAAGUCGUACUUCCAGGCCGAGGUUCAAGAGCAAGGUUCAACCUCGGUGCAGGACCAGCCCAUGAUCUUCCCCACCCACUUCCCUCUGACUCCCAUUACUCCGUUGCUGGAUCAUAAGCGUGAGGAAGACGAUGGAUCCCAGCGUCUGGGCCGCUUGAGCAUUCGUGACGUGCUCAACAACUACCAAGAUGGACCUUUUGCUGGCCCCACUAACUCAACUCCGAAGGAUGCUUCUUUGAAAGAGGAAGUAAUGGCCGAAUCUGCCAGCCCGAUUCCACUCAAGCGAAAAGCUUCUGAGAUGGAGUCUCAGGAUGCUCAGAUUCUUGAAUCGAUUGUGCCGCCCUCUGAGAAGUUGGACCUAGACACAAUCUCCCAGUCUCAGGUGGCCGAGGCGAUCAGCUCUGCGCUUUCUGAGAACUCUGAUACCGAGCCUCCUCGGAAACGAGUCAAGGAUACUCACGAUACAUCCAACAAUCUCGCAAGCUACACGGCAACUGCCGUAAUCAGUGCUUUGCUGGGUGGUCUGGGUACCAUUGCUCUUCUGGCUGCGCUCCCAGCAGAAUAUUUCCAGUAA
Penicillium daleae is the source of this 1716-nucleotide messenger RNA. RefSeq names its product FHA domain protein. The record is from RefSeq and is a predicted model, not a curated record. The coding region runs from base 1 to 1716 and encodes 571 amino acids. Gene Ontology annotation, molecular function: protein binding. Gene Ontology annotation, cellular component: cytoplasm. The transcript has 3 exons. Lineage: Eukaryota; Fungi; Ascomycota; Eurotiomycetes; Eurotiales; Aspergillaceae.